This is a messenger RNA of Arabis nemorensis, 468 nucleotides long. The record is from the annotation of a GenBank genome assembly. Lineage: Eukaryota; Viridiplantae; Streptophyta; Magnoliopsida; Brassicales; Brassicaceae.
AUGGUUUUGUAUGUACAGAACAUAAAGUGUUUCGGAUGCUGCAAAAGUGGAAGGUCUUUAGUUGUGGAAGUCGAUGAACCAUCAAAGGGACUCAAAAUCCAAGGAAAGGUUGUGAAGAAAGGUGAUUGUUCAUCAGAUGGUUUUUGGAGCACAAGUACAUGUGGCAUGGACCACAAUAUCACGAUAAGAUCACAAUCUUCUAACCCGCCUUUCGAUCCCCGGUGCAGCACAAGCAACUCUACUGAAUUCGUAAACCAUGGACUUGUUCUAUGGAACCAAACCAGACAACAAUGGCGCCGUGAAUGCCGAACUAGACAACAAUACCGAGUUCCAGAACCUGCAAUAAGCUUGAACUCGACAUAUGAUAGCUUAUUGAGCACAAACAAACAUUUUCCUCGACCGAUACCUCUUCAGGAAAUGGUGCAUUUUCUUGUUGAUGUUUGGGAGGAAGAAGGCUUGUACAUAUGA